UUCCGUGGAGGACUCAGGCAGCGCUCUCACCAGAGUCCUCAAACUCGAUUCCUCUCGCCCUCGCUGCAGCAGAUCACCAGAGUGCCCCACCAUGUCAGACGCGGCUGUGGAUACCAGUUCCAAGAUCACCACCAAGGACUUGAAGGAGAAGAAAAAAGUUGUGGAGGAGGCAGAGAAUGGAAGAGACGCACCUGCCAAUGGCAAUGCUAAUGAGGAAAAUGGGGGGCACGAGGCUGACAAUGAGGUAGACAGAGAAGAGGAAGAAGGUGGGGAGGAAGAGGAGGAGAAGGAAGAAGGUGUUGGUGAGGAAGAGGAUGGAGAUGAAGAUGAGGAAGCUGAGGCUCCCAUGGGCAGCAGGUAG
Chionomys nivalis (European snow vole) is the source of this 361-nucleotide messenger RNA. RefSeq names its product prothymosin alpha-like. The transcript has a single exon. Lineage: Eukaryota; Metazoa; Chordata; Mammalia; Rodentia; Cricetidae. Gene Ontology annotation, biological process: negative regulation of apoptotic process; positive regulation of transcription by RNA polymerase II. The record is from RefSeq and is a predicted model, not a curated record. Gene Ontology annotation, molecular function: histone binding. Gene Ontology annotation, cellular component: nucleus. Bases 92 to 361 code for a protein of 89 amino acids.